AUGAGUGCUUUGUGCCUGUCGUUGCUGUUUGCCUGUCAGCCGGUCGUGUUUAGCCGAGGUCUGCAGGACGAGCGCAGUGAGUUUUGGUGGUCGAAAGGGUAUCCCGGGCAUCCGAACGAUAUCGAUUACGGCCGAUAUCCGGCAGCGAGUGGCCCCCGAUCGUCGGCAGCGACACCGGAAGCACGCGCGUCCUGGAGCUACUCGAUCAAGGAUGCGGUUGGGCCACCAAACUGGAGCAUCGUGGCACCGGCAUGCGGUGGCCUGUACCAGAGCCCGAUCAACAUCGUCACCAAAGAGACACUGUUGGUCCGCAAGAAGGUGCCACUGGAGCUGGAAGGAUUGCGCAACCUGCCGUCGGCGAUGACGGUCGAGAACGAGGGAACGUCGGUGAAGUUCGAGCCACACUGGAGUGGCCGUACUCGGCCGACGCUUCGCGGAGGACCCCUGCGGAAUAAGUACAUCUUCGAGCAGCUCCACUUCCACUGGGGUCCACAGAACACGCUCGGGUCGGAGCAUUCGCUCGAUGGGCAAAAGUACCCGCUCGAGGUGCACCUGGUGUUCUACAACGGUCUGUACGGUUCGUUCGACGAGGCCAAACGCGAAGUGCACGGCCUGGCGGUGGUUGCCUUUUUCUACGAAGUCGUCCCCAACUCCGAGGACUACUCGCUGAACCGGUGGACCAACUUCCUGCCACCGGUUCGCCAGUCCGGCUCCGCGUUGGAGCUUUCGUUUAGCAAAUCGUUCUCGCUGAACAGUGUGAUCGGUGCCAUGGGAUGGCCGUACUACUCGUACGAGGGUAGCCUGACGACCCCACCGUGCCUGGAAACGGUCACCUGGAUCGUGGCCUCGAAGCGGCUCGCCAUCACGGAACGGGAGAUGAAUCUGCUCCGAUCGCUGGACGGGGCUACCGGGGGCCCGUUGGUGCAGAACUACAGGCCCACUCAGCCGGUUAACAAUCGACGUGUUUUCCGGUACUAG
This is a messenger RNA of Anopheles bellator, 978 nucleotides long. RefSeq names its product carbonic anhydrase 13-like. Gene Ontology annotation, molecular function: zinc ion binding; carbonate dehydratase activity. The coding region runs from base 1 to 978 and encodes 325 amino acids. The transcript is spliced from 2 exons. The record is from RefSeq and is a predicted model, not a curated record. Gene Ontology annotation, cellular component: cytoplasm. Lineage: Eukaryota; Metazoa; Arthropoda; Insecta; Diptera; Culicidae.